Messenger RNA from Mytilinidion resinicola, 3073 nucleotides. RefSeq lists its product as uncharacterized. The record is from RefSeq and is a predicted model, not a curated record. The coding region runs from base 438 to 2582 and encodes 714 amino acids. Lineage: Eukaryota; Fungi; Ascomycota; Dothideomycetes; Mytilinidiales; Mytilinidiaceae. Gene Ontology annotation, molecular function: protein binding. The transcript is spliced from 3 exons.
CACGGCUCGUCGUGUCCGCUGUUGUUUGCUGCCGUCAAGCCGGCGUUUGCGCGGAGCCUUCGUGGUCAGCGCUACGGAUUUCGUCUCGUCUCUGGUUGCUUGCUUCUGGCUCACGUGCAGUGAAGUCGUGAUCGACAAAUGGCGUGAAGCAAAUGGAGAGCUCGCAAGAGGAGCAGUCACCUCCAGUCCAUAAAGCCGAGUACAACGCAGCCGCCUGGCCCGCUCCACCACCGAACGCCUGUCUCACGGGGUUUCCGUCUGAUAUAUCUACUUCCCAGAGAGCACGCCGCUCUGGACAAUUCCAAUACCUUCUCACUUCCACCCGUGCCUCAACGCUGUGACGUACUUUGGCGCCGCGCGCAUUCGACUGUUGUCCUGGGCCCCCUCCUUCUCUGAGCCCACCAGGCCAUGCUGUGCACCCCGAACUGAUACACAGAAUGGCCGUUGACGACUUUCUGUGCCGCGACACUGACACCUUCGUCCUGCCUUCCAAGGCCUUCUAUCCGCUCUCCAUACCCCUUUCACACUACCAACUGCGGCACUUCAUCAGCUCCCCGGAGCAGGACCUCAUCUACUACGCGAACGGCCAGGACGUCUACUGCCUCAACACCGUCACAAAGACACAAGCCCACAUAGCUACUCUGACCUUCGAUGCCAGGUGUACCGCUGCCGGAUAUGGCUGGGUCUGCGUGGGAGGCGCCGAAGAUGGUUGUUUUGCCGCCAUCAAGGUAGAAGCCUACCCCCCGCCAAACCCCGCCGACGUCGAUGCGCUUUUGCCCCUAGAUCUCCCCAAUCGCACCGCUCUACCGCCGCCGCCUACUUUACGCUCAGCGAGUUCUAUUCGGGUCGAAAGGAUUGGCUCGGAGAUUGUAAAUUCAAUCUCAAUACACAAGCUGCCCGGCGAAGGCGAAGAGGAGGAUGAGGUGGUAGCAGUUCUCACCAGCAACGACAAGACUGUGCGCAUCUACUCUUUGACGCAAAGUGUAGAGGUCGCGGAGUUGAAGCUGCCGUUUGCUAUGAACCACGCCACCAUAUCUCCCGAUGGACAAUUCCUGAUUGCUGUAGGGGACUACCAGCAGGUCUUCUUCUUCCAAAGAUCGCGACCGAGCAUAUUGAAAACACCCGAAGGCCGGUCCCAGCUACUGCCCGCACAAUGGUCAAACUUUGCCGAGGCGCAGUUGUAUGUGCCACCAGGCUCUGUCGUCGCAGGAUACUUCACCACAGCCUGGUCACCCUCAGGGGCGCUCUGCGCGGUAGGUUCUGAAUGUGGGUACAUCACAGUCUUCGACACUGAGUUACUAAACGAGUGCGAUUAUGCCGAGGAUGCCGUCGUGCAGAUUGUUAAAUCUUCGCGACCCGACUCCGUGGCUGGCCCGGGUGCCGUGCGGACCAUGCUCUUCUCCCCUCAACCUUGGGAUCUCCUCGUAUGGAGCGAGGACCAAGCGAGAGUGUGCGUCGCGGAUAUCCGCAGUGGACUUAGCGUUAAGCAGGUACUCGCCUUGGAUCCAAUGGAAGAUGAUUUGGAGAAAAUCGACAUCGCGGACUUCGACAUUGACAUGCAACCCGAAGUACAGCAGACCCAGUCGGAGCUACGGGAUAUCAGUGAGGAGGCGGAUUUCAUUCGUAGGUAUCGUCGCGCUUUGGACUCUGAAGGCAACUCGGCAGCAUCAAACUAUGCGACGGAUUACCUCGAGGCAGCAGCGGACCGGCGAAGGCUACAUCGCCAGCUUGGAGUGGUGGAAUCUGACAAUGAUCCUCACGGACUGACCCCGGACGAACGCCAGGUUCUGGAUGCGAUCAUGACGCGACAGAGGGACGAACCCCGCGAAAGAGGUGCAACACCACGCAGCAUCCGCUACCCGAAUACUAGUGAUCUAGGAUUAUUCAGGACGGCCUUCAACAAUUCGUCGUCCGAACGCAGCGAGAGAAAUGGUGCAGGCCAGAAUGCAUCGUCACAUGGCAGAGGGGACUUCACAGACUAUGUUCGUGUGCGUAGUCUGCUCCGAGAGCGAGCUCUAGACCCAGAACGGGCAUCGUACCAACCACGGCGACAAGCGUCUGUCGUUCUCUCCGGUGGCCGCUCCAGCGCUGCCAACAGCGGCAGCACUGAUAGCCUGACGGGCACACCAACAUCACGGUCGCCGAACCCAAUCCCACCACACGCAAGGCGCGCUGAUUCCUCGGAGUCCUCAUCCAGUGACCCGUGGCGAACGAUAGAGGCUGCCAUGGCGCGAAGCUCCUUGCCCGAAUCGCUGCCGCCCCGAGCACCAGUGGAUUCACCAGCAGCACUCACAAGUCAGGUGCACCGCAUACGCCAACUGCAAGCCGCUCGGGAUCGUAUAAGAAGCCUGCGAGAGCACCCAGGCAGUGACUACGAGAUCGCCAUGAUGCGACAAGGACCGCGACGGCAGACGGCUGGCGCGCACGACCCACGCAGCGACCCACACAACGGCGUGAGGACUGCAGGGCUCGCCAUGAGCCAGGAUGGACGCAAGCUGUAUGCAGGCACAGAAGACGGCAUCUUCGAAUUCAACAUCAACCUGCGGGAACGGAAGCUGUUCCCGGCUAUUGUGCCGCGAUAGGGGCUUCUUGCACGUAUAGGGACAGAUUGGAUGAGGAUGAGCGUAACAUUGGUGCCACCUGUACUUCUUCGUCUUUUAUUCCGCCGUCUCCAUUCUAGUUCUCGUUAUUACGAGGUUAUGAUUUAGCGGCCGGGCGUUUGGGCACAACUAUCACGGGGAGCAAGCAGGCACGCAUUUUUUGUUGAUGGAUGGUUUUGACUCUCAAUACCCUUGGCUCUAGGUAGCAAAAUUCCAUGUGGGGGUUUCUUCGGCCCAUUGAGGUACUCGUGUGGUGAUGCAUUCAGUAUUAAUGAGGCGUCUUGAAAAUGCCUCGCUGUCCGCAUAGACAUUCGAGUGUCUUGGGUUGUUACUUUUUCUGACUGCAUGUAAAAAAUGCGAAUGCCAGUCUCGGACGGCUCAUCUAGGUCGCAAGUGAGAUACAACACUGGAAGUACAGCGGUCUGGAAGGAGAGAGGGCUUUGAAAUUGGCGUUGUGUGUUUUCUCGUCGUAG